Messenger RNA from Daucus carota subsp. sativus, 2949 nucleotides. RefSeq lists its product as uncharacterized. Lineage: Eukaryota; Viridiplantae; Streptophyta; Magnoliopsida; Apiales; Apiaceae. The record is from RefSeq and is a predicted model, not a curated record. The transcript has 5 exons. The coding region runs from base 1 to 2949 and encodes 982 amino acids.
AUGGACAGGUCUUGGUUGAUGGCUGAUAGAAGAACAAAGGAAUUUGAAAGAGGAGUAGAUGAAUUAUUGUUAUUUGCAUUUGAGAACGGCUGUGAUGAAAAUAAAAUCAGUUGUCCAUGUUUAAAAUGUGCACAUAGCAAGUCCUGGAGAGCUCAAACAGUGAGGUGCCAUCUUUUUCAAAAUGGUAUAGAUCAGACCUACACUCAUUGGAUAUGGCAUGGAGAGUUAAAUACCGAAAGCAAGUCUCCUACAGAAGACACAGCUAGUUCAGAGUCGGUGGACCAAAUCCCGAUGAAACCAGAAAAUGAUGAUAUUGAUGAUGAUAUUUCUUUUGAUUCCGCUGAUGCAUUUAACCAUGUUCAAUCAGAACAUGAACCACUUUAUCCGGGGUGUGAGGGAUUUACGAAGAUGAAGGCUUUGGAAUGGAGUAUGAAAAAAUUCACGUAUGCUCCAAAUGAUUGUGUAUUGUAUCGUGGAGAAAAGGAUGAAGAUGAGACACGUUGUCGUGUUUGUCAAGCCUCUAGAUGGAAGUUGAACAAAAAAGGAGAAGAAUUAGAAGGGGUUCCAGCAAAAGUUUUAUGGUAUUUUCCGUUGAUACCACGUUUGAGGACUUUAUUCAGUUCUGCACAAACAGCCAAGGAUUUGACAUGGCAUGACACGGAGAGAAUAAAUGAUGAUGGGUUCAAUCCCUUUUACAGCACAAAUAUUGAUUAUUCAUGUUGGCCAGUUUUAAUGUCAAUCUACAAUCUCCCACCAUGGCUUUGUAUGAAGACGAAGUAUAUUAUGCUAUGUUUAUUGAUAUCCGGACCAAAGGAACCUGGCAAUGAUAUUGAUGUGUUCCUUCAGCCGCUCAUUGAAGAUUUACAAAAUCUAUGGACUGGAAAACAAGUUUAUGACGCAUACAAGAGGGAGUAUUUCUUGCUGCGAGGCAUUUUAUUAUGGACAAUUAGUGACAAUCCAGCCUAUGGUAACUUGUCAGGGAACAUUGUAAAAGGGUAUAAUGCGUGUCCUGUUUGCGUUGAUGGAACAAAAGCAACGAGGCUUGCUAAUUACCGUAAGUGCGUGGUCAUGAGGCAUCGGAGGUGGUUGCCCCGUGCACAUCCAUAUCGAAGGAAGAAAGAAGAUUUUGAUAACACAGUGGAAAAGGGAACUGCCCCAAUUCCAUUAACCGGGGAGGAGGUGCUUGAGAGAACAAAACAUUUAAAGGGUCAUGUCUUUGGUAAGACACAACGCCAACCUCGAUUCCAAAAAGGUGAUGUUCGACCUAUUUUUAAGAAGGUUUCUAUAUUUUUUGAACUUGAGUAUUGGAAGUUUUUGCCGGUUAGACAUGUUCUCGAUGUUAUGCACAUUGAGAAAAAUAUUUGCGAAGCUUUACUUGGUACUAUGCUUAAUAUACCCAAGAAGACAAAAGACAAGGAAUCUGUCCGGCUAGACAUGGCUGAAAUGGGAAUAAGAACGGAGCUAAGGCCAAAAACUCCCGGGAAAAAGGAGAAGUUACCAUUGGCAUCUUUGAAUUUAACUCAUUCGGAAAAAAAAGUAGUUUGCUCAUCAUUUCUAGGCAUGAAGUUGCCUGAUGGCUUCUGUUCAAAUAUUAGAAGUUUAGUUUCAAUGGAAACUCUUCGACUUACUGGAAUGAAAUCUCACGACUGCCAUAUGAUCUUGCAUCACUUGCUCCCAAUUGCGAUACGGUCGUCACUGCAAAAACAGGUCAGAAACACUGUCAUUAGAUUCUGUCUUUUUUUUAAGGCAAUUUGUAGUAAAGUUAUUGAGGUUGAUAAGUUGGAGAAAAUGCAAUCCCAGCUGGUGGAAACUUUGUGCCAACUUGAAAAAUACUUCCCCCCUUCCUUGUUUGAUAUUAUGUUUCAUCUCUCGGUCCAUCUUGUACGAGAAGUAGAGCUUUGUGGACCAAUUUUUCUUAGAUGGAUGUAUCCUUUUGAGAGAUAUAUGAAGACAUUUAAAGGAUAUAUAAGGAAUCAGGCUCGUGCAGAAGGUUGCAUUGCUGAGGCCUAUGUUGCAGAAGAAGCUGUUGAGUGUUUGGUGAACCAUGAGGAAGCGACAGUUGGGUUGCCAAAAAAUGGUAGGCAUAGGAAGGAUGCCUUUUGUAGGCCAUUAUCUGGUGCAUCAGUUAUAACUCCGAGCGACAAUGAUUUGCAUUUAGCCCAUUUAUGUGUUUUACAAAAUACGGCUGCGGUUGGGCCAUAUUUUAAUGAACACAUGUCAUUUUUGAUGACUAAAUAUCCGGCAAAUGAAAAUAAUGAAAUGUGGCUAAAGAAUAAGCAAAAUGAGACAUUCCCAGAAUGGUUUAGAGCAAAGAUUGCUUCAGAUUUGCUUGACGAAAAGGAGAUAUCACAAGAAAUAAGAUGGCUCGCAGAUGGGCCCAAUAAGGAUGUCCCUACAUACAAUGGUUACAAAAUGGAUGGGAUUACCUUUAGCACCAAAGCUCGUGAUGAUACACGUAAUGUUCAAUGCAGUGGCGUGUGUGUUCAAGCCGAUACCAUGGUUGUGCAGGUUAAGGAUCAAAUUGUUGAGCAUGCCUCACCUACAUUUUAUGGAGUGAUAAUAGGUAUAUGGGAGUUAGACUACAACAACUUUAGGAUCCCUAUUUUUCGUUGUAAUUGGAUUGAUAUGAAUAGAGGGACUAAGGUAGAUGACUUGGGUUAUACUUUGGUUAAUUUGAAUAAGUUGGGGUUUUUUAAUUAUCCAUUUGUGCUAGCGAAACACGUUAAGCAAGUAUGUUACAUAGAUGAUCCUCUUGAUAAACUAUGGUCCGUGGUGUUGAAAUUACCCGAGAAAAACUAUUAUGAGGACAAUGAUGAAGAAAAUGAGGGAUCCGUGGAAGUAGAACUUGAGAAUGAGUGCUUUGUGCCAAAUUUCCCGGAUGUUGAUUUAGACGAGGAGGACACGACUAGCUACAUGCGAGAUGUAGAUGAACUAAUUCAACUUUCAUGA